AUGUUCACUGAAGAAGAAAUCAUUUCUUAUUCUUAUUUACCAUUAUGGGCAUGGUGUUAUUUAUGUAUAACUGGUAUAAUAUUUCUUUGUACAUUAUGUACAUUAUGUUAUUUACAAAAAUGGUUAUGCUUUAAAAUAAUACUGAAAAAACGUUGGUGUGUUAACAAUUCAAUUGAUACGGGUACUGACUUCAGUGAAUAUACCGAUAGCAACCAUAGUAUUACGUAA
Messenger RNA from Schistosoma guineensis, 228 nucleotides. The record is from the annotation of a GenBank genome assembly. Lineage: Eukaryota; Metazoa; Platyhelminthes; Trematoda; Strigeidida; Schistosomatidae.